Messenger RNA from Fomitiporia mediterranea MF3/22, 1737 nucleotides. Its product is annotated as alpha/beta-hydrolase. NCBI's taxonomy places the organism in Eukaryota, Fungi, Basidiomycota, Agaricomycetes, Hymenochaetales, Hymenochaetaceae. The transcript is spliced from 4 exons. Bases 1 to 1737 code for a protein of 578 amino acids. The record is from RefSeq and is a predicted model, not a curated record.
AUGGUUGCGUUCUCAGGCGUGUUCCUGCACUCGCUGUUGUUCCUCGUCGCUCUGCCACAGCUCAGUAGUGCCACGCCCGUUCCAGUGGCCUCUUCAGCAGGUACGCGGCAGCGCCACGCCAUCGCCGAGCUGCUCUCCUUCCUCUGCAGCAUCAAGCCGCUGAAUGUCCUCUUGUGCGGAUCGCACUCCAAAGGUUCACAAAAUGACGCAUCCGUCACAAUUACAACGCCAUUAGGCGACGCAUCCGGCGUAGCGGACACGUCGUCCGUCGGCCGGUUCGCGGUACGCUAUGCGACAGCCGAGAGGUGGCAAGAGUCGACAAUGGUGUCGAAGUGGGAGCUCCCAAAUGGCGCUACGGAUCCAUCUGCGCUGCCGCUCGCGUGCCCGCAACCUCAGUCUGAUGAGAACAGUUCGAAUACGGAUGAAGACUGCCUGUCGAUGAUCCUGUAUGUUCCCGCUAUCGCCGCGACGAGCAAGGUUCCCGCAAUGAUGUGGUACGUGAUCCAUGGAGGCUCUCUUGUAAUCGGUUCAGCUACGGGACCAGGGCUCGACGGCGCUGCUCUCGCACAGGCAACCGGAUCUAUAAUUGCUGUUAUACAAUAUCGGCUCGGUGCAUUCGGCUUUCUUUCUCCCAAUGGGAAAAGCAACCUUGCCGUGAAAGACACGAUCACCGCUCUGCAGUUCUUGCAGAAGACCUUACCCAGUUUCAACGGUGACACGAAUAGAGUGACGAUCGCGGGUCAGAGUAGUGGAGCAACCAUGGUCCGAGCACUUCUUGCCACACCCUCUGCAUCCAAUCUUUUCAGAGGCGCCAGUUUACAUUCAGACCCGAUGAACUUCGGCUUCCUUUCUAAAGGAGCAUUUCAGACGCUCAACAAUUUCCUCAAGUCUCAACUCCCUUGUGAUUCCAGCGAUACAGCAUGCCUAAACGGGCUGUCUACAGAUGAUGUGUUAAACGUAUCCCAAACUGUCUUCGGGCAGGCUCCUUCGCUAGACGCCUCCACCGGAGCUUUCAUGCCUAUGCGGCCGGUCACAGAUCACUCGCUCAUAGCUUCCCCUCUUGACGCCACCGCACCAUUUCCAGGCCAGUCAAAGUCGAUCAUAGUCUCCACGGUACGCAACGAAGCAGGUCCGACCAUUUUCGGCAUGCUCACGAGCCCGAUUCCUGUGAGCGAAUUUCCUGUCGUCGUUAACGCGUCUCUUGGCUCUGCACGAACGUCGACAGUCUUAAACUCGCAACACUACGUCCUACCACCCACAAACGCAGCCAACGUCUCGUCCGUUGAUACUCGCCCAUUAAUCGAGACAAUCGGAACAGAUCAAGUCUGGCGAUGCCCGUCUUGGACAUUCUCACGUUUGUGGGCGGGAGCAGGUGGUAAAGUGUUCGUCGGCGAAUAUGCUGUCGGUGCGACAUAUCCAGACAACGAAGACAUUGCGUUCUGUACUGAAGGACGCAAGGUCUGCCAUGAAGACGACAUCAAGGUUGUAUUUAAUACAGUAACUUCUCCAUCAAGCGCACAGAAGAGUCUCAUGGCACAGGUGCAAGCACGCUUGAAGGCAUUCUUUGCAACUGGCUCGCCCGCUGCAUAUGGAUUCCAAAACUGGAACCCAGUGUCUAGCACUAAUGUGAACGCAAUGGUACUUGGUGAUUCGGGCGGUUUAGCUGACAUUGGCGCGUGCGAUCCCAGCUUCUGGGGUCAGGCAGUACAGUACGACUAUCAGCUAUUCGGCAUCUGA